UCUGAAAUCUUUCUUUUCUAUAAAAAUAUACCUAAUCUUUUCUUCUUCUUCCCUUUAUUACUUGAUUCCUGGAGAUAGUUUGUAUCACUGUUACACAGUCUAGAUAGUGAGCCUAAAGAAAAAUUAAAGAAGAAAAUGAUUUUCAGGAAUUUGCUUGGAUCAAAUCUUACCACUCAGGGUGCUGCACGUAUAAGGAAUGCUGUAAGCUCUGGGAGUUUGCAUGAGCAUUUGCAUCAGUUUCGUGCUAUCACUCGAUGGAACAGUACUUCUUCAGCCGAGCAGAAGGAGGAGUUAACUGCACAAGAGUUGGCUGAUAAAGGGUUUAAAGGACAUGGUAUGCUGGCACCCUUUACUGCUGGUUGGCAGACUACAGAUUUGCACCCUUUGGUGAUUGAGAGAUCUGAGGGUUCUUAUGUUUAUGACACUAACGGGCGGAAAUAUCUUGAUUCCCUUGCUGGUCUGUGGUGCACUGCUUUGGGUGGGAAUGAACCAAGACUUGUUGAAGCUGCUAAUAAACAAUUAAGUACUCUGCCGUUCUACCACUCAUUUUGGAAUCGCACCACUAAACCGUCCCUGGAUCUGGCCAAGGAACUUUUGGAGAUGUUUACUGCAAGGAAAAUGGGAAAAGCCUUUUUUACAAAUAGUGGUUCCGAAGCUAAUGAUACUCAGGUGAAGCUGGUUUGGUAUUACAACAAUGCACUUGGAAGGCCCAAUAAAAAGAAAUUCAUAGCACGUUCUAAGUCAUACCAUGGAUCAACUUUGAUAGCGGCUAGCCUUUCUGGUCUUCCAGCUCUACAUCAAAAAUUUGAUUUGCCAGUAUCCUUUGUCUUGCACACAGACUGCCCACAUUACUGGCGAUUCCACUUACCAGGCGAGACGGAGGAGGAAUUUGCAACCAGAUUAGCUGAUAACUUGGAGAAACUCAUUCUUAAAGAGGGACCAGAGACAAUUGCAGCAUUCAUUGCAGAGCCUGUCAUGGGUGCCGGUGGGGUGAUCCCUCCCCCAGCAACUUAUUUUGAAAAGGUUCAAGCUGUCGUAAAGAAAUAUGAUAUCCUCUUCAUUGCAGAUGAGGUUAUAUGCGCCUUUGGAAGGCUUGGUACAAUGUUUGGCUGUGACAAGUACGGCAUUAAGCCAGAUCUGGUUUCCAUAGCAAAGGCUCUGUCAUCCGGGUACUUACCUAUUGGUGCUGUUCUCGUGAGUCCUGAGAUUUCUGAAGUCAUACACGCUCAAAGUAGCAAACUAGGUGCGUUCUCACAUGGCUUUACAUAUUCUGGGCACCCGGUAUCAUGUGCUGUUGCGUUGGAAGCACUCAAAAUCUACAAAGAAAGAAAUAUUGUUGAGCAAGUCCAGAAGCUUUCUCCAAGGUUUCAAGAUGGCCUUAAAGCGUUUUCUGACAGUCCCAUUAUUGGAGAGAUUCGAGGUACCGGAUUGAUUAUUGGGACUGAAUUUACAGACAACAAAUCACCCAAUGAUUUGUUUCCUCCAGAAUGGGGGGUAGGGGCAUAUUUUGGAGCAGAGUGUGAGAAGCGUGGAAUGUUGGUACGGGUUGCUGGAGACAACAUAAUGAUGUGCCCUCCAUUUAUAAUUACACCAGAAGAAAUUGAUCAAUUAAUAUCCAUCUAUGGAGAAGCACUGAGAGCUACAGAAGAGAGGGUGAAGGAACUCAAGUCUAAGAGGAACCAACAAUAGAUCUUGCUUCUUGACGGUUGGGUCUUGGUUGAUGAUAAUGUCGAUAAUGUCAAAUUAGUUUAGUUUAUGCAAAGCAAAUUCUCUUUUAUGUUCUAUGACAAUAUAGUUCCGACAUGUCCGAUGUUAAUAAAGCAUCCCGUUUUCCAGUUUAUGUUCUGUGUCUGUAGUUAACUUUUUCUCCUCCUGUGAUCAUUAUCUUUUACUGUUAGAACUGUUGAGGUCAACUUGCUGAUAAGAACUGGACUUCAUAAGCAGAAGUUCCGAAAUAUAAAUGUAGGUACUGUAUAUAA
This is a messenger RNA of Papaver somniferum (opium poppy), 1979 nucleotides long. Its product is annotated as probable gamma-aminobutyrate transaminase 3, mitochondrial. The transcript has 19 exons. Gene Ontology annotation, biological process: biotin biosynthetic process. Gene Ontology annotation, molecular function: pyridoxal phosphate binding; S-adenosyl-L-methionine:8-amino-7-oxononanoate transaminase activity. Bases 136 to 1689 code for a protein of 517 amino acids. NCBI's taxonomy places the organism in Eukaryota, Viridiplantae, Streptophyta, Magnoliopsida, Ranunculales, Papaveraceae. The record is from RefSeq and is a predicted model, not a curated record.